AUGAUCCUGUUAAAGCUGGUUACCGUCUGCCUGUCAAUUUCUUUAUCUAAGCCUUAUCGGACGAUAGCGAGGUACGCUCUACCUUUGAUGCAGAGGCUCCUGUGGACGGUCAACACAGAAUCCUUAGCGAAGGAGGAGAAAUGCCUUGCGCGGACUCAAACUGGUGGUCUGACUUUCGGCAACAAUAAGCCUCCUCAUCUACACGGUGCGCUUGCCCAGUCACUUAUGGAGAGUCUCUAG
Necator americanus (New World hookworm) is the source of this 240-nucleotide messenger RNA. RefSeq lists its product as uncharacterized. The coding region runs from base 1 to 240 and encodes 79 amino acids. The record is from RefSeq and is a predicted model, not a curated record. The transcript has 4 exons. NCBI's taxonomy places the organism in Eukaryota, Metazoa, Nematoda, Chromadorea, Rhabditida, Ancylostomatidae.